Molecule: messenger RNA, 4003 nt
Organism: Pelmatolapia mariae (spotted tilapia)
Lineage: Eukaryota; Metazoa; Chordata; Actinopteri; Cichliformes; Cichlidae
Gene: aopep
Product: aminopeptidase O (putative)
Exons: 18
Coding region: 101-2725 (874 amino acids)
Cellular component (GO): nucleolus
Molecular function (GO): zinc ion binding; metalloaminopeptidase activity
Source: RefSeq, a predicted model, not a curated record
CUCGACUCGCACAGGACGGAUACAGCUUUGUUGUAGAACAAACGAGAGCUUGUGAUGCUCGGCGCUAUCUUAUACUCAACUUUGAUGUCCUUGGUGUAACAUGGACCCAGAUGGGGACCUAAACCCUGACACGGAUGACCUUCCGCUUCGAGCGAAUACUAACCACAUACUGGUCAGGCAUUAUGUCCUGGACCUGACUGUUCACUUUGACAGAAAGGUCAUCAGUGGUAGUAUUGUUCUGUUCCUGGAGCCUCGUUUGGGAGUGAGGACUGAGGCUGGAGGAAGUCAGGAUGGUUUUACAUCCAAAUACAAGGAGGUGGAUGCUCUGGAGGAUGGUAAAAAAGAGCUUGAAACGACUACAGCAAAGGUGGAGAAGAUGUGUGGUGAUGCAGAAAGUAUUCAGUCUUCAAGUCUGUGGCACACUACAAGUGGUGGUGAGUUCACCUUAGUGUUGGACUGCUGUGAUCUUGACGUGUCAAAGGUUGAAGAGGUGGACGUCACCUCUGUGGCACCCAUGUUAAGCCGCUUUCCAGAGGUACCAUCUAAAAAGUCAGGGGAUGUUUCAAGGAAGCCACAGGCAGCUUUUAUUCAGAACCUCAUCUCCAUGCCCUCCAGCCAGUGGAGGCAGCAGCAUCAACUCUUUUCACUGUGUAGCCGUGCCCCCGGUGCUCAGGAUGGAAGCACACUGCAGUUCCACAGAGACCGAUGGAGUCUACAGGUGAGGAAAAAUGGAGUCACAUCACCUCAGGAGUUCCCUUGUGCUCUCAGGAUCUGCUAUGAGACGAAACCAGCAGGAGGUUCAGUGCGAUGGACCAAAGAUCAGGACAACAGGGUGUGUGUUUACACCGCCGGUUCUCCCAUCAACAACCGAGCCCUCUUCCCCUGCCAGGAGCCGCCUGUUGCCAUGUCAACAUGGCAGGCAACAGUACGGGCCCCCAGUGAGUGCGUGGUUUUGAUGAGUGGGGAGGAGCAGGCAACAGUACCUGCUGAAGAUGGGGACACACAUUUCUUAACGUGGAAUUACUAUGUUACAAUGCCCAUGCCCGCCUCCACCUUCACUUUGGCAGUGGGUCACUGGCAACAAGUCACAGCAGAAAUCCCCCCAGAGCUGGAAAAAGGGGUGAGGGACGGGACAGACUGUGGCAAGACUGCCAAACUUGGGCCUGAGUAUGGGCAGUGGACUGAGGCUGAGCGUGUGUGUAGACUUGGAAGUUCUUCAAGUGAAGUAGUAAAGGGCUCUCCUCUCCAGACUGGCAGCAGGGACCAGACUACCUGCGUAGACUCUGCAUUCUGUUACUCUUCCCUUGAGGAUGAGGGACUCUCUGUAACUGAUUGUUCAGGCAUGGUAGAUGACGGCAUUUCUUGUUCCCAUGGCGACUACCCUUGCCGAUUUACUGAGCGGUCGGCUUGGUCCCAGCGGGUGAUUCCACAUCGUGUAUUUAGCCCUGCCUGCCUUCUGCAAAAGGCCCAGAUGGGAGUCCUUAAGCUGUUGCCUCAGUGUUUGGCUGCAGCCCAUGCUGUUCUGGGGGUGCACCCCUUUCCCCGACUUGAUGUUCUCAUUGUCCCAGCAGGGUUCUCAAGUCUGGGAAUGGCCAGCCCCCAUAUAAUUUUCCUGUCCCAGAGUGUGUUGUCUGCUGGGAGUCCCGGUUCUGAAGAAAACCUGUCUCUGUGUGGAUCCAGGAUUUGCCACGAGAUUUCCCACUCCUGGUUUGGCCUGGUUAUCGGAGCCAGAGACUGGACUGAAGAAUGGAUUAGCGAAGGCUUUGCCACCUGUCUUGAAGACAUUAUCUGGGCCCAAGCACAACAACUCUCUUUAGAAGAGAAAACAGAGGAGUGUGACCUGAAGGCACUUCUGAGGUGGAGAAGACUUUCCGAUGAGUUGCAAAACUCAAAAGAGGAACUUCAGAUCCUCAGACCUAACAUGGAGAAGACUGGUCAGGUCAGUGAAUCUGGCUCCUCCACAGUUAAGCAUGCCCUCAACCCUGAAAAGCCCUUCAUGCAAGUCCACUACCUCAAGGGCUACUUUCUCCUCAGGUUCUUGGCCAGUCAAGUGGGAGAGCAACAGUUUAUUGAAUUCUUCCAAUUAUUUGUGAAGAAAUACCACGGCCAUCUAAUUUUGUCCCAGGAUUUCCUGCAAAUGUUACUGAUUAGCUUUCCCGACAUGGAAAGAAAAGGCCUCACCCUCAGUGCUAUUUAUGCUGACUGGCUCGAUCAGCCGGGAAUUCCAAAGUGGCUGUAUGAAAGGAGCGCCGUGUGGUCGCAGGCAAGGCUGGUGGAAGAAGUCAAAGCAGAGGUUAUAAAAUGGAUCCUCCUCAGUCAGAGUCAUCACGGGAAGAGCAGAAAGCGGAAGAGAAUGGAGCCCAAGGUGAACUACAAAGAGCUGACGUCGGACCAGCUAGUGAUGCUUCUGGAGCUUCUGUUGGAGGAAUCGGAGUUAAGCGUGGCAUCACUUCGUGCUCUGCAGAGAACCUACAGUCUGCAGAAUCAGGACGCUGAGGUCCGACAUCGCUGGUGUGAACUUGUGGUCAAACACGCGUACGCUCAGGCUUACGGAGAUGUGGAGCACUUUCUGAUUCAUGACCAAGCCAUGGGUGUGUAUCUGUACGGGGAGCUGAUGGUUCAGGAGGACCCUGAGCAGCAGGCUCUGGCGCGUCACUGCCUCUCACUAGUCCAGGAAGAGAUGGACCAAUCGGCACGCAGAGUGGUGGAGGAGAUGGUCUUAUAACAGCAGAGGUUGCUGACUACAGACAGGAGGGACAGGAGUUUGGCACAGCAGCCGGACGAGAGUCCAGCACUCACCUGCUCGUUUGCCUGGAUUCUGCAGAAUAGCUCAGCAGUGUGAAAACCAGAGGGUUGUAUUCAUGCUCUGCAACUAAGGCCAACUGGCAAAGUUUGGAGCACAGCAGUUCUGUUCAUUCAAGUCUAAGAAAUAGCUGGUAUGUGCUAGAUAUGUGCACAAUUAGUCAGCCGGAGGCUUGAAUGUUGGUAUACUUGCUGGUCAGCUGAAGUAAUCAUUCAUAUUUUAUUAACCCUUUGAGGACUGAGUCAUCAAAGGUGUUACUCCCGAUCCCUUCAUAUGAAGAAAGAAACAGAUAUUUGUGUAAAAUAAGACAUAAUGUGUGAUGGGUCUGUAUAGAGUCUCUAUAGUCUUUAUUCCAUGAUUGCCAAGACAGCCACUUUAUUAGGUUCACCCAUUCAACUGCGUCUAAAUGCAGAUUUCUAAUCAGCCAAUCAUAUGACAGCAACUCAAUGCAUUUAUGCAUCUUUGAAAGUGGCGUGCUUUAGAACUAAUUGCAACUUGGAUCUCAGAGGGUUAAUGUACAAUGCCAGUGACUGGAAAUUGUUAACCAGUAAAAUGGACAGUUCUGCACAUUUUAAUAUAUUUGGUUAAUGAAUAAAUUGAUUAAUAGCUUCAGAUGACUCUCAGUUACACACAAAAUAUUUGUACGGACAACGUUUAACCUCACCUGUCAAAUUUGGCUCAGUUUUUGACUGUUUGCCGAUUUCCCACCAGUCAGUUAGUCCAAUUUCAUUCUCCUAUUUAAAUGUAGGAAAAGAAGUGAAUUGAAAAGGGGAAAAGUGAAUUGUAACCCAUAACUAUACAAUCUGUUCAUUAUGAGAUGUUGUUGUAUUGUUGGUGUGGAAAAUAGAAAAGAAAUAAUUAUGUAAUUAUGUAAAAAACAAAACAAAAAACAAAACAUAUUUCAAGGAAAAGUCACUGCAUGUUCAUCCAAGCUGAGCUGCUGUUAGUGUCUGUUUGUGUAGGUGUGUGUGUAAGUGUGAGUUCUUGUCUGUUUAGUCUAAAGUCACGAUUCGGUUCUUUGGAGUUUAGACUGGAAAUUCUUUGAGGUGAGUAAUGUUUUUAGAGUUUUUUCGUUUUUUUUUUCUGUAUUGAAACAGGCAACUCUCAGGGCAUUUCUACAUGUGCUGCUCUGCAGAUACUAACAGCAAACCUGUUUGUGUAUAAUAGAUUUUUUGUAUUUGCUGUUUAUGUUAAAAUAAA